AUGUCUGACUCUAGGGUUAUACCCGUGCCAUCUUCCUCGCCUCCUUCGCAAUCGCUCGUGAAUGCCUUGUCGCGUGCGCUGUCUCGUCGGGAAGCCAAAUCCGCCCGCCGGAGGUUGACCGUCUUACCUCAGGAAACCGUUGAUUUCUCUUCAAAUGACUUUCUUUCGCUGGGGACAUCCCCGGCCUAUCGAGGUCGUUUUAUGACUCACCUCAAAAAUGCACCGGAUUCAUUCCCCUUUGCGAAGGAACUGGAACGAUUCGUGGCGGAUUUUCACCAAGCUCCCACUGCUCUAUUAUUCAAUUCUGGGUUCGAUGCUAAUGUCGGCGUUCUGUCGAGCGUUCCGCAACCCGGUGAUGUGAUUUUGUAUGAUGAGCUGAUUCACGCCAGUGCGCAUGAGGGAAUGAGGUUAUCUCGCGCCGGAAAGCGAAUCAUGUUCCCCCAUAGCUCGGCGGCCGGCCUGCGUGAUGCCCUUCAGACACAGAUCAAUGAGGAUCCGUCUGUUCGAAAUGGCACUAAGAAUGUGUUCAUUGUGGUUGAGUCAAUUUACAGCAUGGAUGGUGAUGUGGCCCCAAUAAGGGAUUUCAUUCAAGUGGUGGACGAUCUGCUACCUCACCAAAAUGGGUACUUCAUGGUCGACGAGGCCCAUUCAACCGGCGUGUUUGGGCCUCGGGGUGCUGGGGUUGUCCAGGAGCUGGGUGUCCAGGAUCGCAUGUUCAUCCGGGUGCACACAUUCGGGAAGGCAUUGGCUAGUCAUGGUGCGGUGGUUCUCUGUGGCCAAGAGACGAAAGACUAUCUGAUCAACUACGCGCGGAGUCUGAUCUACACCACUGCGCUUGGCUUUCCCUUCCUUGCAUCUAUCCGCACAGCAUAUGAGCUGUUAGCAAAUGGCGAAACGGAAUCUUUACAAGUACGGGUCCAGGAGUUGAUCCGACACCUCCACACCCGCCUACACAGCCUACGGGCAGACCAGUCGGUUCUUUUCGAGGUCGACCAUUUCCCCACAUCUCCAAUAUUUUCAUUACGAACCUCUAAGCCUCGUCAGCUGGCGGCUUUCUGCCAGCGAAAUGGGUUUAUCAUCCGUGCCAUCAUGCCACCCACCAUCCCGGAGGGCAAGGAGCGGGUACGUGUUUGUCUGCAUUCUGGAAACACGGAGGCGGAGAUUGAAGGGUUGGUUCAAACGAUCCAAUCAUGGCUUGACCAAUGUGAGCUGCGAAGUGCGAAUCUGUAA
Messenger RNA from Penicillium manginii, 1230 nucleotides. Its product is annotated as aminotransferase class I/II-fold pyridoxal phosphate-dependent enzyme. The transcript is spliced from 4 exons. The record is from RefSeq and is a predicted model, not a curated record. Gene Ontology annotation, molecular function: pyridoxal phosphate binding. NCBI's taxonomy places the organism in Eukaryota, Fungi, Ascomycota, Eurotiomycetes, Eurotiales, Aspergillaceae. Gene Ontology annotation, biological process: biosynthetic process. The coding region runs from base 1 to 1230 and encodes 409 amino acids.